UUAUCUAGCCACCAUUUGCCUUGAUAAAUGGUUCACAGACAAGAGGCAUUCAUUUUCAGCAGGAAAUCACGUGACACAUAUUCCCAGCUCUUCUGCAGCAAUUUUCGAAGAUUUUACCACCAUAGUAAUGGCAAGCCAGCGGCCACUAUCUGGGAAGUUUAAAAUCCGUGGUACUCUUCCGCCUGGGACCGGGAGACCCCCUACUGCCAUCAGGCCCCCGCCGACUGCAGCCCGGAUUGGCACUGGGAUGGUUCCUGGGACUGGGCGUCCAGGGACCAGAGGGGGACCUAUACCCUCCCCGGGGGUCCUGUCUGCUCAGAUCAAAGUGACUGAGCGGCCUGUCACUCAGCAGGGUCUGACUGGCAUGAAGACCGGGAUGAAAGGACCUCAGAGACAAAUCCUGGACAAAUCAUAUUACCUCGGAUUGCUCAGGAGUAAAAUAAGUGAACUUACUACAGAGUCCUGCAAACUGCAAAAAGAAAUUGAUGCAUUUAAUCAGGAGAACUCUGUCUACUUGUCCUAUGAAAAAAGAGCUGAAGGACUUGCUGGUGAAAUACAAGAUCUUCAGGGAGAGCUGGCAGAUUACAACAUGCUUGUGGACAAACUGAACACUAACACUGAAAUGGAAGAAAUAACAAAUGAUUUUAAUAUGCUCAAAGCAGAGAAUGACAAAGAGACCCAGAGCAUGGAUAUUAUUUUCACAGAGAGACGCAGUAAAGAGGAGAUGAUCCGAACGGUAGAGGAGGAAAUCAAUAAGGAGAAACAGACAGCAGACAGCAUCGUGAAGAAGAUGCUGCCUGGUGACCAGGACAAGUAUGCUGACAUGAGAGCAGCCAAUGAAGAGCUUCUUCAGGUGUUGGACAGUCACCAACAGGAACUCGAUGCGCUAAUCACUCAGAAGGAAGCACUGGAAGCAGAGAUCGCUCACUCGCAAGUGAAGCAGGAAGCCGUGUUACUGCACGAGAAGCUGCAGCAGCUGGAGCAUCGCAGAGACACCAUGAUUUCUGAAGACAAGAGCCUGGGCUCCCCACAGGAGGAGCGGGAGCGGCUGCUCAGACAGGUCAAAGAGGACAAUCAGGAGAUAGCAAGCAUGGAUCGACAGUUGACUGAAAUCCGAGAGAAGAUCAGCCAGAUCAGUGAGGAGAUGCAGCACCUGCACGAUGACAUGGAGGAGCACCAAGGAGAACGCAAGCAGAAGUACGAGGAACUGAGAAAAAGGGAGGAAAACAUGGACAAUUUCCUGGAGACCUUUGAGGAGACCAAAGCUCAGGAGGUGCAGCGCAGCCUGCAGGUACAGGCUGAGAUCGUGGCGUUGCUGGAGCACUCGAGCAGGAACAUCAACCACAUGAAGCAGAUUUCUUCUGUCACGGCCACUGAGUUGAAGUCUAUGCAGGAGGAUCUCAGCUUCAAAGAGACCGAGAUGCACAAGUCGCAGAAUACGGCCAAAGGGCUGUCUUCAGGUGAGAUCAGGGGGCUCUCUUAAGCUAGGAGGAGGUAAGGAGCAGACACUGAUUACAGCGCACAGCCACACCCACCAAACAACAGACCACCUCUGGGAUGAGAACCUGAAGGCGGCCAUGUGGCGGGUGAUACCUCAGCGCCACACUAAUCCAAAUGGACCAGUGUGAGGGUUUUUCUGGUGGCUGCAGUGCCAAUCCUGUCACCAACCCCCAAGUUAUUCCCUGUAAGUUGG
Molecule: messenger RNA, 1693 nt
Organism: Paramormyrops kingsleyae
Lineage: Eukaryota; Metazoa; Chordata; Actinopteri; Osteoglossiformes; Mormyridae
Source: RefSeq, a predicted model, not a curated record